AUGGCAGGCUCGGACAAGAAAAAGAAGGGCGGCAAGUCCAAACGCGAAGCCGGCCCAGUGAUCACGGAUCCUCGGUUUGAGAACAUUCAAACCGAUCCUCGUUAUCGUCUUCCCAGCAAACGCCAGACUCAUGUCAAGCUCGAUAAGCGCUUCAAACACAUGCUUGACGAUAAGGAUUUCUCUCGCAAUGCUGCCGUUGACCGCUACGGACGAAAGCUUAAAAAGGAUGACACAAAGGAAAAGCUGAAGAAGUUCUACCAAGUGGACGAGGAUGAUGAGGACGAUGAGGAUGAGGACGAUGAGGCCGACGAUGACGAAGAAGUCCAGAAGGAAUUGAAACGUAUCAAUAUGGAAAGCGGCUCAUAUGAUCCCGCACGUGAUGGUGGCUUCGAGUCCUCCUCAUCCGAGGAAAGCUCCAGUGAGGAGGAAAAUGAGGUCGAGGAUGAUGAAGAUGAAGAGGCACAGUUCCCGGACAAGGAGCAGUCUGAUGUACCAAUCGGAGAAGUGACGAAUCGCAUAGCGGUGGUCAAUCUUGAUUGGGACAACAUCCGUGCCGAAGAUUUGAUGGCCGUCUUCUCCAGCUUUGUCCCGACUGGCGGGCGAGUGUUGAACGUCGCAGUCUACCCCAGUGAAUUUGGCAAGGAGCGCAUGGAGAGGGAAGAGGUCGAAGGGCCCCCCAAGGAGAUCUUUGCAUCUAGCAAGAAGAACAACAAGAGCGAUGAUUCUGAAGAAGAGGAAAUCGAUUCUGACGAGGAAGAGGAAGAAAUUAAGAACUCGAUGAUGAAGGGCGAUGAUGGCGAGGAAUUCAACUCUACGCAACUACGACGCUACCAGAUUGAUCGUCUGCGCUACUACUAUGCCAUUAUCAAGUUUUCAUCAAAGGACGUUGCAAAGCAUGUCUACGAUUUGGUGGAUGGUGCCGAAUACCUUUCCAGUGCCAACUUCUUCGAUCUCCGCUUCGUUCCCGAUGAUACGGACUUCUCCGACGACAAGUCCCGCGACGAGUGCCACCGCAUCCCCGAUGCCUACAAGCCCACUGAAUUCGUCACCGACGCUCUCCAGCACAGCAAAGUUAAAUUGACGUGGGACGCAGACGACAAAUCAAGAAAAGAGGCUCAGGCACGUGCUUUCCGAGGAUCGCAUGCGGACAUUGACGAGAACGAUCUGAAAGCCUACCUCGGCAGCGAUAGUUCCGAGGAUGAGAGUGAAGAUGACGAGGAUGGUGGAGUGGAAGUGGUCGACACCACUGGAGGAGAACCUUCGACUACGAAGCUAUCGAAGAAAGAAGCCGAGAGACAGCGCAUGCGAGCAAUGCUCGGACUAAGUGCGGAACCAACCCGCUCCAAGCCGGAUGCGCCCGUCGGUGAGAUGGAGGUUACAUUCACAUCGGGAUUGGCUGGCGGCCAUGGAAAGGAUACCAUCUUCGAGAACGAACCAGAAAUCGAAGAGACCACCGUCGAAAAGUACGUUCGGAAGGAGCGCGAGCGCAAGAAGCGCCGAAAGGAGAAGCUCAAGGCUUCCAAGCGUGGCGAGGAGGAGCAGUCUGCCAACGAAAAUGCUGCAGACAGCGAAGACAACGAAGGUGGUUCUGCCGAGGUACCGCAACAGGAAGAAGCAGAUGCUGGGUUCAACGACCCCUUCUUCGAAGACCCCGAUGGGAAGGCUACGGCUGUUUCUCGGCGCAAGGAAGAGAGGCGCAAGAAGCGCGAGGAACGUGCUGCUGAGGAAGCCGCAUCAGCUGCUCAGCGGGCUGAGUUGGAGUUGCUGAUGGUGGACGACGAAAAAGCCAACAUCAAACACUUCGACAUGAACGAGAUCGAAAAGGCCGAGAAACAGGCUCGGAAGAAGGGCAAGGGCAAGAAGGGCAAGAAGCUGGAAGCUGCACCAGCUGAUGACUUCAAUGUCGAUGUCAGCGAUCCCCGUUUCUCACGCUUGUACGACAGUCAUGAUUUCGCCAUUGAUCCUACCAACCCACGGUUCAAGUCGACUUCUGGCAUGAAGGCUCUUCUGGAUGAGGGCCGUAAGCGCCGACGCACAGGCGAUGACGCCGAGACCGAGGCACCCGUUGAGCGUCAUGAAACUAAGAAGAAGCAGAAGAAGGCUUCUAAGGAGUCCAACUCGGAGGAACUGAAGCGCCUGGUGGACAAGGUCAAACGUUCUCACUGA
Molecule: messenger RNA, 2166 nt
Organism: Penicillium soppii
Lineage: Eukaryota; Fungi; Ascomycota; Eurotiomycetes; Eurotiales; Aspergillaceae
Product: pre-rRNA-processing protein ESF1
Exons: 2
Coding region: 1-2166 (721 amino acids)
Biological process (GO): rRNA processing
Cellular component (GO): nucleus
Molecular function (GO): RNA binding
Source: RefSeq, a predicted model, not a curated record